CAGCCAUUGGAUCUGGACCAUACAUAAGGAUCGUAUCAGCUGCGAUGGCGGCAUUUUAAAAAAAGUUCAAACCUACCUAUACGAUAUUGACUGCCAGUCUGUAAAAUGGCGCUUCCGCUCGGAAUCUUCCUAGGCGGCUGCGUCAUCGCGAUUCCUGUCGUUACAGGCGUCGCGCAGGGCGUCGAGCAUCAGAAGAAGCAAAACGAAGAAGCCGCCAAUGAGUCGCGCAUGUGGAAAUUCAACUGUCUGGUGGCAUGCGAUGACCCUGAUCCAAUAGCAAAAGAGGAGGUGGACCACGGUAUUCUGGUUGUGCGCCACGACAAAGUUUGGGUCGUGCCGAGGGACGCGGAUGACAAACCCAUGUGGCCCGAAGGCGUGGAUGGAGAGGGCAAAGAGCCACUGCAUGCAUUUGCGGGCUUCUACAUUGCGUAUCCGGAUGAAGACCGCAAUCCACCGGAGCGAGGAUUAGUGAGCACUAUCAGUGAUGAUCCGCCCAUGCUCAACUGGAUAUACUGCGACAAAACCACAUACGAGUUACGGUACUCGAAUCGUACCGGUAGUAUCAUGCAUCACAUCGGUGUCUGGGACUGGUCAGAAGAUGAGAGCCAUCUCACUUUUGACGGCUGGGAAGGUUUCGUUGUUAUUGACGAGUGGGAUGGCGCUGACGAAGACCCUUCAACGCCUUGGGGGAGAGAAGGUCUGCGAUGGGCCGUGUACUUUGACAAAGACGAUAACGGUCUAAAAGGUCGGAGGAAAGAAAGAGAUAUGUUUGAAAUUAGUCUGAAGAGGAGGAUACAGAGUGCAGAAGAGCAGCUCAAGCAAAACGAGGCGGCAGAGAAGAAGAUGCAAGUCAAGAGUCGGGGUGGACUCAGUACAUCAUUUGCGGCGCCACAGAAGGAGAGAGAUAAGGAGUGGGAGAAGAAGUUUGGUCAAAAGGCAAGAGAGGAGUUGGAGAAGAAACUAGCGAGAGAUAAAGAAGCAGGAGAGGGACCGCAGUGGGAAAGAGGUGAGGUUGGGAAAGAAGUCAACUAAAUGAAGGCUUUUUCUUAGAACGAUACCUCUAUCGAAGCUUAUCCAGUUUUGAUCAAGGCCGGAAUUUGUACUCGUACGAUCGCGGGCCGUUUUGAAUACCCUACGAGGACUUUUUCCGAGUCAUGAUGCUCCUUGCAGAUACAUUCUGGAAAUCCAAAGAUGACCUAUAUCAGUGGUCAGGCAGGCGCUUGCUGAUAUCGUUAUAUAAACUCGCUAAUAGAUGUGACGGGGUCAUAUAUACAAGUACCUACAUGAUAAAUUCCAGCAUAGGAGACAUUACGUUAAAUAUCAUCGAAUAUCCUCUAAAGACCAGACAUCAAACAGAAUAAACAUUCCCGAGGGUGAAUGAAAUGCUCUAUACCAAAUCCAAAUAACUUCGCUAAUCAUAACAUGUUCCU
Molecule: messenger RNA, 1430 nt
Organism: Bipolaris sorokiniana ND90Pr
Lineage: Eukaryota; Fungi; Ascomycota; Dothideomycetes; Pleosporales; Pleosporaceae
Exons: 1
Coding region: 106-1032 (308 amino acids)
Source: RefSeq, a predicted model, not a curated record